This is a messenger RNA of Papaver somniferum (opium poppy), 1603 nucleotides long. RefSeq lists its product as uncharacterized. The record is from RefSeq and is a predicted model, not a curated record. Gene Ontology annotation, molecular function: RNA-DNA hybrid ribonuclease activity; nucleic acid binding. Bases 239 to 1354 code for a protein of 371 amino acids. The transcript has 2 exons. Lineage: Eukaryota; Viridiplantae; Streptophyta; Magnoliopsida; Ranunculales; Papaveraceae.
AAGACCCUGUCAAAAGCCGACCGUUCAUUUAUUUUAAUCCCAUUGCAAAAUAAAAAAUCCAAACAGAGACGACUUUAAACAGAACAUAGUCAAUUAUAUAAUUACUAGUAUCAUCAUUGCCGCAAGAGAAAACUAACAUACAAGGGAGGCCUGGAGGGAGCUUACAGUUUCCUUUUGACUAAAUUUCUCUAAUUAUUUGGUCAGCUGCUUUCAGACGUGCAUAUCUAGUUGAUCGACCAUGAGCAAUUCAUCUAACGAUGGAGGAUCCAAUAUUCACGAUGACAACCCUGUUAGUGAGCAGCAGGCUCGCAACACUAGUGCUGACGACUCUUUUCUUUCUGGCAAUCCCCCUACAUAUGAUAGACGGACCGAGGAUGAAAUUGAAAUUCAUCAAGAAGAGCCUUUGGAGAUAAAAAAUCAUAACGAGCAUGACAAAUUCGAAGAACAAUCUGAUGAUGAUAAUCGUUAUGAGGAUGAUGAUUCUGAAGAGGAUUCUUCAGUACUUGUUGAACGUGAAGGAGGCUCGUAUUCUCCUAUAAAAAGUGCAAAAAUUCAGCAUGAGGAUUUGCCUUUGAUGAAACAAGGAGGGAGUAUUCCACAAACAACAACAUUCAAGCAGAACAUGGUGCGGCUGGUAGGAUUAUUUUUUCAAGGAAUUAUGAGCCACUCAUUAUCUGGAGGAGCUGGAAAGUCGAACAUAAUUUUCAGCUCUGAACAUAAGAUUGACCCAGAUGAUCUGUACUGGAUAAAUACGGAUGGUUAUUUUAGAAAGGGCGAACCUAUUGCCGGAUAUGGAGCUAUUGUACGAGAUGGUUCUGGUAACCCAAUUGUUGCAUAUUCUGGGAUUAAUCCUAAACCCUUUUCACUGAUUUAUCAUCAGUUGGAGGGAAUUAUGGCCGGUUUAGAACUUGCUAAGGAGAAAGGAAUUCGUAAGAUCGAAAUGUGUUGCAACUCAGAGCGGACCCGUGAAGUCAUUUUGAGAUUUUAUGAGGAUAGAGGAUUAGACUGUCCUCAUCGUCACAGUUCCUAUGGCUUCUCUGACGGUAAAGAUAUCAUUUGCAGGGCUUGUGUGGAGGUGUUUUUUCUUCACAGCACGCUCGAGCAAUCGCGUUUGUUCCCUCUUUUAAAUAACGUCAUAGCAUUGAUUUCUAGUUUAGAAUACACUUUUCAUAUCAAUGCUGUAGAAAGGAGACUCAAUCUAGCUGCAGAUUAUCUAGCGAAGCAGGCAAAGGAUGGGAAGUAUGAAGCUCAUAUGUUUCCAUACAAAUUGCGGGGCAUACUCGAGGAUGACGCUUGGGGAAGACCCUUGAAUGGGAUUCCCUUUUCCUCGCAGGGGUUUUAUGCUAGGAAAUGAGGAUUGAGAAUGCACAAGUAACAUAUGUUGUAUAUUCAACUACGUGAUGAUAACAAAAAGAAUUGAUCAGAUUGAUAGGGAAAAAAAUGAUUACUAUUAAAUUUUUCUUUUUGAUGAAAUAGACUUAUUCUUGACGGGCAUUUGCAUUGUCAUACAUGAUGCAUCUGAAUGAGUAUAUCUCGUAAUAAAGAGAAGACUGGCUUGUUUUUUCCUUUUCUCCAAAAUAAUAAGUUAAAUUGGUAUUUGCAA